Messenger RNA from Culex quinquefasciatus (southern house mosquito), 1396 nucleotides. Its product is annotated as WD repeat-containing protein 18. The record is from RefSeq and is a predicted model, not a curated record. The transcript has a single exon. Bases 99 to 1361 code for a protein of 420 amino acids. NCBI's taxonomy places the organism in Eukaryota, Metazoa, Arthropoda, Insecta, Diptera, Culicidae. Gene Ontology annotation, cellular component: nuclear pre-replicative complex. Gene Ontology annotation, molecular function: protein binding. Gene Ontology annotation, biological process: DNA-templated DNA replication; rRNA processing.
UAGUCUAUGUUAUUGUUGUGAACUUUUAAGCAGUGCAGAAACGUGGUUCCUCGGCCAAGAAGGAACGAUCCGAUAUAACUGCCCCCGCUUCUGUGAUCAUGUCCGACUGUGUGGAGGUUGCAAUUACGAGCGAUUCCAGCGACCAGCUGUGGAGCUGCUGCGUGUGGGAUGUCCGCACCGGAACGCAGCUGAUGUCCUACAAGGGUGGUGGCGCUCCCGGAGCUCACACGCUGUCCGUUGUGAAGAAUCAGUUUGUGUUGACGGGGAAUCUAGUGAAGCCGAUGCUGCACGUUUGGCCGAUUAACCGUCACGAACCGGUGUCAACGAGAUUCAUCCUGCCAGGACGGCCGACCGCGGUUGCCGUUUCUCCAGAUGGAAACUACUGCCUGGUGGCGGUACAGGAAACGAUCUACGUCUAUCAGCUUGUUACGGGGGCAAUCUUGACCACAGUCUCUCGUCACUACCAGACAGUCAACAUUCUAAGAUUCACGGACGAUGGAUCGCACUUUAUCAGCGCCGGACAGGAUGGAAUGGUGCUUGUGUGGAGCCUGGCCCAGGUGGUCCAAGUCUUCCAGAAGCAAACACUAAGUGCUCUUUACUCGUUUUCUGACCACGCACUUCCGGUCACGGAUUUAUACGUUGGAGCCGGCGGUAUGAAGGCAGUAUUCUGCUCAGUAUCCGUAGAUCGUACUUGCAAGAUCUACGACUUGGCAUCCGGAACGAUGCUCCUGAACAUGGUGUUCCCAGAGGCGCUUUCGUCCGUGACGAUGGACAAAUUGGAAUCGAACGUAUUCGUCGGAACAAACGAUGGGCCAAUCUACAAAUUCAGCUUGCUUUCCCCACCUCGCACCAAGGAGUAUCACUUUGAUCGAGCACAGCAGCAAAAGAACGCCUUCCUGGGCCACAAAAAAUCGGUCACGUGCCUUUCGGUGUCCGUCGACGGAGAAACGCUUCUGUCGGGUGGCGCAGACGAAAAUGUGUUCGUUUGGCACAUCAAAAGCCGACAGCAAAUCCGUACAAUACCCCACAAAGGGGCAGUCACAAAUGCGACUUUUCUGAUGACCCCAAAGGCGAUGUUCAACCAGGAGGUUAAAAUAAACCCAUUGUUCCAGCCGUUCCAAAAGAUGGCCUAUCCGAGCGACAAAAUUGACGAGCUCUGUAUUGAUGUUGAAGUACUUGAAGAGGUGCGCGAAACACAGCCUGCUGAAAACGGACACAAUGCUGUGCGCACUACCGCAGUGGGUCAAUCCUCCGGUAAUCAGGAGGAGAUCGCCAAGUUGAAGAAAGAGAUUCAACAUUUAAAGAUGGUCAACAAGGAAAUGUACGAGUUUACCGUAAAGAAUAUCAUGAGAGAUAGUUAGAUCAAACGGUAUCGAAAUACAUUUUUCUUCUUCGA